Diuraphis noxia (Russian wheat aphid) is the source of this 939-nucleotide messenger RNA. RefSeq lists its product as uncharacterized. The record is from RefSeq and is a predicted model, not a curated record. Lineage: Eukaryota; Metazoa; Arthropoda; Insecta; Hemiptera; Aphididae.
AUGAAAGAYCCAAUACUGCGUUCUAACUAUGUAGACUUUAUGAGUGAAUACCAUCUUCUAGGUCAUAUGUMUAAGGUAAACAACCCAGGUACUCAUACUGAAGGGUACUACUACUUGCCACACCAUGUUGUGGUUAWAGAAUCAAGUACAACUACUAAGGUGCGGGUAGUAUUUGACGGUUCUGCCAAGUCAACCACAGGAMAAUCACUUAAUGACAUUUUAGCUCCAGGCCCAACCACCCAACCAGAAUUGUUUGACAUUUUGCUACGCUUUCGUAGCCAUAUAGUUGUUAUCACAGCAGAUGUGGCAAAAAUGUUUCGGCAAGUCUGGGUGCAACCACAAGACCGUAACUACCAAAGAAUCGUGUGGAGAGCCUCUCCAGAACAUGAGUUACAACACUACCAAUUAAACACAGUUACCUAUGGUACAGCAUCUGCCUCAUUUCUCUCCACCCGUGUGUUGCAAGAAAUAACAUCAUCUGUAGCAUCUAUAAGUUCAACAGCUGCUCAAUCAAUUAAAAGCGACUUUUAUAUGGAUGACUACAUCAGUGGGUCAGAUUCAAUCGAAGAAGCACUAACACUAUUCCGUGAUGUAUCCCAAGCACUAAAUACUGAGGGCAUGAUGCUACGGAAAUUGUGUUCAAACAGUGCGGCUGUAAGACAAUACAUAUCAGAAGUAUCUGACGAACCACAUUUCUCAUUGGAUCUAGGGAAUCAGGACACAAUCAGGUCAUUAGGGUUAGUCUGGUGUCCAGAAAGGGAUCAAUUGACGUACAGCAUAUCUCAGAGGGAACAAGUUGAUACCAGGACUAAGCGUAAUUUACUCUCAUCGUUAAACAGUAUAUUUGACCCCCUUGGUUUUUUAGGUCCAGUUCUGAUACGAGGCAAGGUGUUUCUACAAGAACUAUGGCAAAUCAAGGCCAAUUGGGAUGAUCUAUAA